GGGGCCGCCGGGGCCCGGGGAGGCUGGGCGGGCGGCCCGGCCCCGCGCCGCCACCGCCGCCUCCUCCCGGCGGCCGCCCCGGCACCAGGCGAGCGCGCAGAGCUGGCGGGAGCCCCCGCCGCCCCCGGGCCCCCGGCCAUGUCGGCCGAGGAGAUGGUGCAGAUCCGCCUGGAGGACCGCUGCUACCCGGUGAGCAAGAGGAAGCUCAUCGAGCAGAGCGACUACUUCCGCGCGCUCUACCGCUCCGGCAUGCGCGAGGCCCUGAGCCCGGAGGCCGGCGGCCCCGAGGUGCAGCAGCUGCGCGGCCUCAGCGCGCCGGGCCUGCGCCUGGUGCUGGACUUCAUCAACGCCGGCGGCGCCCGCGAGGGCUGGCUCCUGGGCCGGCCAGGGGAGCCGGGCUGCGGGGCGGCGGCGGAGGAGGAGGACAUGGACGAGGUGAGCCUGCUGGCCGAGCUGGUGGAGGCGGCCUCGUUCCUGCAGGUCACGUCCCUGCUGCAGCUGCUGCUGUCCCAGGUGCGGCUCACCAACUGCCUGGAGCUGUACCGCCUGGCGCAGGUGUACGGGCUGCCCGACCUGCAGGAGGCCUGCCUGCGCUUCAUGGCCGUCCACUUCCACGAGGUGCUGUGCAAGCCCCACUUCCACCUCCUGGGCUCCUGUCCUCAAGUCCCCGGGGAUGUCAGCCUGAAGCAGAGGCUGAGAGAGGCCCGGAUGAGCGGGACCCCUGUCCUCGUGGCGCUGGGGGAUUUCUUGGGGGGACCCUUGGCCCCUCACCCCUACCAAGGGGAGCCCCCCUCCAUGCUCAGGUACGAGGAGAUGACUGAGCGCUGGUUCCCACUGGCCAACAACCUUCCUCCCGACCUGGUGAACGUCAGGGGGUACGGGUCCGCCAUCCUGGACAACUACCUCUUCAUCGUGGGCGGGUAUCGGAUCACCAGCCAGGAGAUCUCCGCGGCACAUUCCUACAACCCCUGCACCAACGAGUGGCUCCAGGUGGCUUCCAUGAACCAGAAGAGGUCUAACUUCAAACUCGUGGCUGUUAAUUCAAAACUCUAUGCCAUUGGUGGGCAGGCUGUUUCUAACGUUGAGUGCUACAACCCUGAGCAGGAUGCCUGGAAUUUCAUGGCACCCUUACCAAACCCUCUGGCAGAGUUCUCUGCGUGUGAGUGUAAGGGGAAAAUUUAUGUCAUUGGAGGAUAUACUACGAGAGACCGGAACCUGAACAUCUUGCAGUACUGCCCCUCCGCUGACAUCUGGACGCUCUUUGAGACGUGCGACGUCCACAUCCGCAAGCAGCAGAUGGUGUCGGUGGAGGAGACCAUCUACAUCGUGGGCGGCUGCCUGCACGAGCUGGGGCCCACCCGGAGGGGCAGCCAGAGUGAGGACAUGCUCACCGUGCAGUCCUACAACACUGUCACCCGCCAGUGGCUCUACCUCAAGGAGAACACGUCCAAGUCGGGCCUCAACUUGACGUGCGCGCUUCACAACGACGGCAUCUACAUCAUGAGCAGAGACGUGACCCUGUCCACCAGCUUGGAACACCGAGUCUUCCUCAAGUACAACAUUUUUUCAGAUAGUUGGGAAGCCUUUAGGCGUUUCCCAGCCUUUGGACACAACUUGCUGGUCUCCUCACUUUAUCUGCCCAAUAAAGUAGAAACAUGACUGAAUUGACUUAGUAUUUCAAAGAAACCUGGUUCAAAACCAAAAAAGAAAAAAAAAGUGUCCAAUUUUGAGAGAGACUGAUUUUUAAAGGGAAAAUGUGGGUUUUAAGUCAUUUAUAAAAAAUAGCUGUAAAUAAGCUUACUUGAACUAAUUACUUGAAAACUUGUGGAGAAAAGAGACCAAGUUUAUUAUUUUUUUAAUUAUUGAUUUUUAAAUUAUGGGAGCAAAUCCAUGGUAAUGUUUUUGUACAAAUGUGAUACCCUUGGCCAAUGACUAAAACUGAUCCUCAGAAAGAAGAUUCAUUGCGCCUGCUUGGUAAAGAGCCAAAGUCAAUAAUUGGCAUGAAUGGUAGAGAUGAUUGUAAAAUCAAUUUUAUUUAGGUCACUUGAAAUAUCAUUGAUACCUUGAGAGAUUUUUUUUUUUUUUGGUUUUUAAUUUACUUGACAAACAUAUUAACACCCCGUCACACCCAUAUAUAUUGUAGAGUGUUUAAAAUAGGGUUCUAUGUUCAUAUAUUUUAUUUGCACACGACUUUCCAGGAAACUUACACCAAUGGAACCCAGCACCUAGUUUUCCCCAAAAUCUGCAUAAAAAUAGUCUCAGCUAUUUUUCCAGUCUUUUUUUUACAGGUAUGAAUGCUGAGUAAAUAGGCAGGUAUAAUGUCUUACUUCAUUUAUGUAGCAGAUUGCAGAUUUGUGUGGUCAGAAAGGUUAUACUGCUAGGCAUUCUCUAUUUCUUAAAAGAGAGGAUAUAUUGUUUAAAAGGAUGGAUCUCUAUAUUUUCAAAACCGAGUCUUAAAUUUAAAUGGGAAGGGAAGGAAGCACAAAUAAGGGGGAAAAUGCCUUUGAGAGUUACUUUUAUUGAAUGUAUUUGACUUAGUUCUUUUUUUAAGUUUGAAACAAUAACUGUAUAUUUAGGUCAGGCACCUUUCGAAUUUAAUCUUGGCUUUUUAAUUCAUGCUUUGCUUUUGUGGGGUAAGGUGAGGGUAGCUUGAAACGUUUGUGCUAGAGAGAGGGGAAGAAGCCCCUGCAGAGAUGGAAUGGCAUCUGGUGGGAUUUGUGGAAUUCGGGAAGGUGCUCUGCUUGCCUUGGUUAUUAAAUCGCGUGGAACUCAGCUCAAGCAGUUGUUUGUUUACAGUAACUCAGUUAAUAAAAUCUUCUGCCACAUCUUGGAGAUAUUGCGGUUUGGUUCCAGACCACUGCAAUAAAACAUAUAAAGCAAGUUGCAAGAAUUUUGGGGUUUCCCAGUGCAUAUAAUGGUUAUGUUUACACUAUACUAUAGUCUGUUAAGUGUGCAAUAGUAUUAUGUCUAAAAAAAAUAUAAUUUAAAAAUACUCUAUUGCUAAAAAAUGCUAACCAUUAUACCUGACAAGGUGGUGUUGCCACAAAUCUUCAAUUUGUAAAAAACACAUUAUCCUCAAAGUGCAAUAAAGUGAAGCACAAUGAACCGAGAUAUGCCUAUGUACACACGCGUAAAAAUAUUUCAUUUUCAUUGAAAAACAAUUUCUGAAAUUCUCUGAUUUUUUCCAGUGGAAUAAGUUUAAACUGUGAGCUGGAUGCUAUCUUUGUCCUAACAUUCCAGUUUCAACAUGCCUCACUUUAAAAAAGUCCUAGCGAAAAAAACCUGCUACUGCAAAUGCACGCAUUCAGCGUACUCGCCGAGUGCUGCAGUGUGCGUUCAUCGUGCAGGCGUACACAGGGGAGUCAGGGACCUGAGCAGGCCUCAGUUUACCCAAGGAGUCACCACAGGGUUUCUUUUCAACUGUGGCCGCCUCAUAUAUUUAAAAUAAGGGUCUGGUCGUGAAAAUUCUAGUUGCACAACUUUUCAGGAAUACUUCUAUUCGGUAAAGUGAGGUAAGUCUUCAUUGCGGACGUGGAGAGAGAUCUUUGUAUCUUGUCACCAAAUAAUCUUAUCACUACUCUCCUUACAACACUGUUUAAGGGUUUAUAAGCCAUGUCCAUUUAUUCUCAAAUUCUUAGCCUUUUGUUUUUUUUUUUUAAAAGAAAACUCUGAACUGAAAUCCUCCUGGGAAUGGUACUUUAGUAAUAGAUUUAUAUUAAUUUAUAUUCAUUAUAGAAUUGAAUUUUCAGUGACCAAUAAUUUCAUUACAUAUAUUUAAAAAUCUAACUUAUUUUGGUGUACUUUUGUUACUAUAGAUCUUAGCAUCUUUAAGGCUUAACCUUAUAUAUUCAUAAGAUUCUAGCCAGUUGAAUGAAUUCUGGACAAACAAUUGGAGAUUAGCUCUUAAAUACCCACAUUACGAAAAAAAAUACAAUAUUAUUCCUGCCAACCAGUUCUCUCCCUGAUUACAUUCCUUGGGUCUGUUUUCCUAAUGCCGACAAUUAGAUUCUUGGACCAAGUGAGGGCAUACUCUGAUCCACAAAGCUGUUUUUCUAAACCAGGUUUGUUGUGUGUGUGUGUGUGUGCAUGCGCACGUGCAUAUCUCUGUGUGUGCGCACACGCAUCGGGCACAUUAAGCUCUCUCUAAGAUACGCAGACUGUUCCUCGGGGCUGCCAGUGAUACUUGGGUAAAGUGGAAAGUGCUGUCGGAUAGAUCUGUGGAUUUGGGACAUUAUCCUUCCUGCUGUACACAUCAGCUGUGUUGACAUUUUGAGGGUAAUUUUAAUUUAGCCCCGUUGUCUGACGGGUGCCAGUGUUUUACUGAAGGUUGCACCUAUGGUGAAGGCAAGGUUGCUUGGGAAGUCUCCCUUUAUUUCCUCUUUCUCUCCGUGCUUUCUUCUUUUCCGAGGUGCUUCUGAGGGGUCUGACCUCCCACUGUGGAGAGGGGAGUUACUGGGAGGACCCCCGUGGUGGCCACCCUGCCAGCAGCAGCCUGUGUCACCGAGAGGGAGUCCUGAGUGUUCAGUGUUAGAGGGAGGUUGUUGGUUCUUCCUGUCAUCCUUCCUGGCGUUCUCUUCUGCACUUAGUUGCAGAGGCCUCUCCCUUUAGCAGUCUUUAAAAGUUUUCCUGAUAAAUGUGUAGGAGUUGAUCAUUUCAACCAUAUUUGUUAAAUCUUAACAGUGAAGUACUGAGAAGGUUAUGGAUCCUAGUAAGAAACAAGUAGGUUAAGAUUAAGCAUGAAAUACCAAAGAGAAUUUAACUCUGCCAGUUUUUGAACCAAAAUCCUAAGUAAUUCCAAAUGCCUUAGAUAUCAAUUAAAGCUGUACUGAGAUGGACAAAGCUCUUUCUCUACCGAGAGUCAUCAAGUAACUGCCUGUUCUCUUUCGAUGAACCAUUACUUACUGAGCAUUGUGGAUGCCGUGUUUUCAGAUUUCCGGGUAAAGUCACGACCCUACCUGUUUGGCCUCACAAGUAAGUCGAGUGGAAAGGCUUUGGGCUUCCUGGUCGACCAGCAUUUAAUAAGCAGGGGCUUAAUGCAGAGUACUCGAGAGACCACAUAGCAGCAGAAGGGGAACAUGGGUGAGUUGUUGGAUGCCUUCCUCCUAGACCAGGGGUGGGGAACACAGAACAUCGGUGCCACCGUUCUUUCCGGGUGGCACUGUGAGUGAGCGGCCCUCCUCUCCUCCAUGGCGGCCAUUGCUCUUAAAAUGCGUGCCAGUAAUGUUUCCAGCAUCUGAUACCAGUCCAUCAGUGUGAGAUGAAGUCUAUUUGUUAUCCCUGCCGUAGGCAGAGGAGGGAAUGAAUUACCUGAGUAGCCACCACCCAAAAUGGCUUUGAAAGCAGUGAGCUGAUUCAGCUCCGUUCCCUGGUUCCCAGAAAUAUAUAUGAAGUAUCUACCAUGUGCAAGAAAGUGCUAAGAAGUGGGGAUACAGACAGAAGUAAGCCACCAUCCCUGGCCGUGAAGAGCUUACAGCCUUGUGAAAAUAUUUGCCGUGACGGUCGUAACUAGACUGUUCGUCUGGAAGAUGCCCACUUUUGUCAGGUGCACUGGGGCUCCCUGGCCUUCCUGCCCCUUCAGUCCUGUCCCCAGUUUGUCCCCUACUUUAUGGUUGACUAACUGUCGUCAUGAACCAGCUCUUCUCUAGAUUUGAACGUCACGUCCUCUGGUUUUUGUGUUUCACAGUGUGCUCUUUUCUCACUACUUUCCAUAGUCCUCUCUGUACUUCAUUUUUCAGAAAAAAAUCAUAUGAGAUCUGCUUUAUUUAAAAAUCCUUACUAGGCACCACAGCUUAUGGAGCUGAGAGCUUAGCAGCUUGAUCUCAUGAAAAGAAGCAGGUAUUGGGAGAGAAGCCAGCUGUUCACGUGUGUUUAUACCUAUGCCUUUAACCCACUCCAUAAAAAGUAUUAAUAAGGAAGUGGACAUUGAGACGCUAGUCCUGACUGAAAGUCAGUUGGUUUUUGCCUUUGGGAUAUCUCUCAAGGGUAUGUUCCAGUCACGUGAGAGUAUUUAUUUUUCAUUUUCUGGUGUUAACUUAGGAACACGAUAUAAAAUACAUACCAAUUGACACAGGCUGACUUCUGCACUUGACAUAACCAUUUUUAUCCAUUCCUGUAGGAGACAGAGUAAAUGUAAAAGAUGGUCAAUUUUGAGUAGCAAAGGGUGUUGAAAUGACCUUGAUAGGCUUGGCUGGUGCUUUGUCAAAUGGAUGUCAUAGUUUAUUACUAAUAAAGAGAAGGAAAAUGUCAUUUACAUUACUGUGUCAUUUUUCUAAAAUAAACCCCAAAUUAAUAGGGGCUCUUUACAUGUCUCUAUAAUGUUUUCAUAUCUAGCGGUCAUUUUAGGAAAAAUGAUAAUCUGUAGGAUGAAUAGUUAUGUUUCGUUAUGACUGAUACUUUCUUUGUUAAAAGGUUGUAUUGAGUCUCCAAUGUCAAGUGUGGCUUAAAAUGUAAACAUAUCACAUGAUUCAUUUAAGUACAAUGAUGCCUGUGAAGCACUCACUCAAACAGCAUUCCUUGUCUGUUUAGAACUACAGGAGAAAAUCUCUUCCAAUAAAAUAGUCCUAA
Hippopotamus amphibius kiboko is the source of this 6564-nucleotide messenger RNA. RefSeq names its product kelch like family member 42 (gene KLHL42). The record is from RefSeq and is a predicted model, not a curated record. Bases 139 to 1659 code for a protein of 506 amino acids. Gene Ontology annotation, molecular function: protein binding. Lineage: Eukaryota; Metazoa; Chordata; Mammalia; Artiodactyla; Hippopotamidae. The transcript is spliced from 3 exons.